AUGACGUAUACUAUACUGGAAUUGGCCGCAAGUUCGAUCCAAUCGAUGGAGACAACCACAAUGCCCAUGUCAAGUAUCUUCACUGCCCCUGCCUCAUGCGUGAGCUCGUGGACAUACGAACCACAGGCUGCAAACAAUGUCUUCAAUGGUCUCCUAAUGCAAAAUGUCGCCACAAACGACAAUGCCGAUCCUGCGUGUUUCCCGGAGGGAUACAUUCAGUAUGGAAGAGUUCGGCCAACUGUCGCCUACAGUCCAGGUUAUUGUCCAAGUGGAUACACCUCAGCCGAUUUAAAGAUUUGCAGUCCGACAACUACUGCUAUGUGCUUUCCCUCGCUUUUGGUUACCGGCUGGUAUAUUGACUUUGAGGCUCUAGUGACUUCUCCUACUAUGAGGAAAAGGGACUCGCAAACGACAUUCGCCGGAUGUAUAAGCAACUUCCCUAGUUCCUCAUCUACCAUUGUCACAGCUCGCCAGGUUGAGAAAGAGAGCACACAAGUCGUUGGCCCGAUCACGAUGUGGGGACAAGCAAUCCAAAUCCAGCUACAAGAUUCAGACAGCAGCCUAUUUGUCUCCACCACUACAACUACGACUGAAACACCAUUAUCUGAUAAACCUUCCGACACGGCAACCGCAUCAGUAUCAGCAUCUUCAUCCCCACAGACAAGUCCAAUAACCUCAGCUGUCCUAGAUAUCCCACAACCAGCAGACCCAAGUCCCGCAGCUCCAAAUCCUGGAGCGCCAGACACAGGCACAGACACAAGCGGCCUGUCGACAGGAGCAAAAAUUGGCGUUGGCGUCGGUGCCGGCGCAGCAGGGCUCAUUGUACUCCGUACUCGUUGCGCUAUUAUUCUGGUUCUUCCGUCGGCGCUAGACAAAAGGGCAGGAGAUACAACAUCCUCAUACGAAGGGAGCCACCCCGAAAUCAGCGAGCUUGGCGGAAGUUCUCAGGCCGAUCCCAACACAUUAUACCAACACUCGGUAAACGGAACAUUAAGUGAGCUUGAUGGGAGCUCGCAGGUUGGAAUGUCUACCAUUGUGGCGGACACACGCACGACGGGUCCUACCGAACUACACGCAGCAAAUCCCGGCCCGAAGUUCGUACAUGAACUUAGCGCUUAG
This is a messenger RNA of Penicillium vulpinum, 1119 nucleotides long. RefSeq lists its product as uncharacterized. Bases 1 to 1119 code for a protein of 372 amino acids. NCBI's taxonomy places the organism in Eukaryota, Fungi, Ascomycota, Eurotiomycetes, Eurotiales, Aspergillaceae. The record is from RefSeq and is a predicted model, not a curated record. The transcript has 3 exons.